Boeremia exigua is the source of this 1074-nucleotide messenger RNA. RefSeq lists its product as uncharacterized. Bases 1 to 1074 code for a protein of 357 amino acids. The transcript is spliced from 4 exons. Lineage: Eukaryota; Fungi; Ascomycota; Dothideomycetes; Pleosporales; Didymellaceae. The record is from RefSeq and is a predicted model, not a curated record.
AUGAUUGCUGCGGUCGUUGUUGUGUUGUUCAGCGUGCUGGCAGCAGCACAAGAUACUGGGUUUACACAGUCAUACUGUUCAACGCAAAAUACAGGAACAGGUGAUGCCUUCUUUUGGACAUGGCAAACCAAUGGCAAAUGUUCAGACUACUGCAACGCCGCGGGCACGUACGCUUUCGCUGUCAUCCAAGAGAACGAUUGCUGGUGCUCGAAUUACAUCCCUUCGAGCACAACUGAUAUCUCCCGCUGCCAGAAGGAUUGCCCCGGCUAUCCGACUGAGAAGUGUGGUGACGUUAAUGCGGGCGUAUACAUCUACAUCCAACUCGCUGGACGGCCUUCUGGUACCGCUGGAGGAGGAGGCUCGCGACCAACUUCCAGAGAAGUGAGUAGUGCGACUCCCGUGCCUUCUUCGACGGCCCCCCCGUCGUCAUCAUCUGCUGCAACUUCCUCCUCACCCACCAGCACACCGUCUUCCACCUUUGAGACAGCAGUCACCUCCUCUGCCACCGCAAUGUCUACGAGCGUCCAGGUCAUUACCGAAAGUGGCGCUAUCGUCACCCGAACUGUCAUUUAUCGACCCACAGAGGCUGCAUCGCAGUCCGAGACCUCCAAAAGUAGCUCUAACAACACCGGUGCUAUAGUCGGGGGCGUUGUAGGAGGCGUCGCUGCCAUCGCGGCUAUUGUGGGUGGUAUCCUCUUUGUCCUAUGGCGAAGGAAAAAGCAACAGCGUGCGGACCAGGAACAGCAAGCGGGCAUCACUCGGAACACAAGCACAAUGAGCAAGGCCGGACUGCUUGGAGGACGAAGUGUUGCGACCGAUCCCCAGCGCCCACCGCCGAUCGCUACAAAUUUCAGCAAUGCCGGCAGCCGGCACGAAACCGAAUCGAUCAGUCCAAUUUCUGGAUCGCAGCGCAGAUACAGUCAGCCGAUGAUGAUCGACUCCCGACUCAACCCAGAGACAGUGUUGAUGUACCACCCCACGUUCGGAAAUAGCAGCCGUGAGAGCUUAGGCAGCAUUGACGACAGCCGCGAUUACGGGCGGCAACUUAAUGUGAGAAAUCCUGAUGUGCGCUGA